This is a messenger RNA of Triplophysa rosa, 973 nucleotides long. RefSeq names its product fucolectin-1-like. The transcript has 6 exons. Lineage: Eukaryota; Metazoa; Chordata; Actinopteri; Cypriniformes; Nemacheilidae. The coding region runs from base 77 to 850 and encodes 257 amino acids. The record is from RefSeq and is a predicted model, not a curated record.
UGUCGCCAGUGCUGUCCCGCGAGCGCGAGGUCUCUCUUUCCCGGCAGAAGAAGCAGCACCGUACGACAGCAGAGACAUGGACAAACUCAUUCAUCUGAUCUUACUCUCUGUUCUUGUUUCCAUUCCGGGUAGUUUAGAAGAGAAUAUAGCACGGAAAGGAACAGCGACACAGUCAUCCACAUAUAGUACCUGGGCAGCUCCACAUGCCAUAGAUGGUGUCAGACAUGGACCAGACCCAGAUGAUGUUAUAUACUGCUCUGCUACAGCAUCUCAGAGUAACCCAUGGUGGAGGUUGGAUCUUCUGGAUGUUUAUGGCAUUAAAACAGUGAUCAUCACUGCUAGAUCAGACGGAGCUUUGAGUCAAACGAACGGAGCAGAGAUUCGUAUUGGAAACUCACUGGAGAACAAUGGAAACAACAAUCCCAUAUGUGCUGUAACUUCUGGUUUUCUAGCUGGUAAUACUGUGAGCUACUCAUGUGGUGUAAUGGUGGGACGUUAUGUGAAUGUGGUCAUGACUGGACGUACAUCUGUUCUCGCUCUAUGUGAAGUGGAGGUCUAUGAAUCAGAGAAUUUGGCCUUUAAAGGAAAUGCUACAAAAUCAUCCCCAUUUAACAUCUGGCUAGCUGCAAAUGCCAUCGAUGGUAAAAGAUAUGGCUCUCCUCUAUCCUCAGUCUGCUCUGCCACAGACUAUAAAAGUAAUCCAUGGUGGAGGUUGGAUCUCCAGGAUGUUUAUUAUAUUACUACAGUGAUCAUCACUGUUAGACCAGACUGCUGUCCUGAUCAAACCAACGGAGCAGAGAUUCUUGUUGGAAACUCACUGGAAAACAAUGGAAACAACAAUUCGAGGUGAAGUUUUACAUUUGAUCUGUUAAAUGUCUCCAUAGAGAUUGAAUGAAUUCAACACUUUUAGAAAGAGAAACAAGUUUGUUACAUUCUCCCCUCGAUAAUGAAUGUUUAGUUUUAUGUAAUAUCG